Molecule: messenger RNA, 7792 nt
Organism: Cladocopium goreaui
Lineage: Eukaryota; Dinophyceae; Suessiales; Symbiodiniaceae
Source: the annotation of a GenBank genome assembly
AUGCCCAAGGUGAGAUCGGUGUACCCAGCGGAAUGGAACCAACCUGUUUCGCUUGUUUCAUGUCAAACUGUUCUUACUGCUAUCAAGCAAAAGCAGCCUUGGAAAGGCAACCUGGCUUGUACCAGCACUCCGUGGGAAGUCCAGGAACUCAUUGACCUCUACAAAAGCUUGGGACUGUCUCAAGGCUUAACUCUUGUGCUCACUGGACCCACGUGCAGCUGGGUCGGUUCCACUCUUAGUAGAGCCAGGCUCCAAAGGCAGGGUCAGCAGGCCAAAGUUGAAGAUGUCCACUUGCUUUCCUUAGGCACGUCGGCGCCUUGGAAGUCACAUGCGAUCAAAAUUGAAACUGACAAAGUCAAAACUGUCGAGCGUACUCAGGUUCGAGUUGUGGUGCCCGAGCAGUAUCGCUCUCUUUUCAUUUCUGACCCCAAAACUGAAAAGAUUACGGUUAUUUUGGGAGAACUUGCCCAGUGGGGCGUGCGAGCUCACACCCUCACGGGUGGGCGCUGGCAAAGGGAACAGUGGGGACGCAGUAGUGCCCUCAUCGGAUGGCUCAGGCUGACCAAAGCUGAUUGCCAGGUCCUCGUUGGGAAAAGUGGCACCAGAGGCAUCUUUGUCAAUCAGCACCUUGACCCUGCUGCCGACAGACCGUCCUUUUUUUGGAUUUCCAAACAAGCCAGUGAGUCUUCUGAAGAAUAUUUCCAAAGAUGUACCAAGGAAGCUAAGGCACGUGGUCAGCCAAUUUUUUUGCGAAAAGGCCUGGGCAGUGACUUAGGUUUCAGCAGGAAACCUGAGGACCCCGAGGAUCGGCGGCCGAAAGCCGUCGAAGUAUCAGGGGUGCCAGCCCAGUGGCACUCCGACGAAUUGCAGGAAUUCCUGACAGGUCAAGACUGGCGUGAGGUCAGCAUCCUGAAUCGCCACCGACGCAACCGGAAAAUCAUUUGGCUCAUCAGAGCCGUUCCUCCUGUUGCCUUCCCUUAUAACCAAGGUGUUUGGACCUACGAAGACGGGUCCGAUUUGCGCAUCAUUAUUAACGAUGCUGUGCACCGGCCUUAUAUCCCCCAAAAGGUCACAAAUUUGAAGGGGCCACGCAGACAAUGGGCCCCGGGCUCACAAGAGUUUGAUAACCAGGAAACCUCCAGGCGGGGCAGAAGCCCUACCAAAAGGCCUCCCAGAGGCUCCGCAAACAGAGAAAGAUCACGGUCUGCUAAGGCCUCUGAUGACACCAAAGAUUCAAAUGCUCCUGGCGAUGCUUCAGGAGUCACAAGAGCAGACAAGCCUGUUGUGCAGGCUCAGAUGGAAGUUGAUUCUUCUACCAAGGAUUCUACUCAGGCACCAACCAGUUCAAAGCUCGGCAUUGGCGAUUUGCAGGACGCUCUCUGCAAUCAUCAAUGGUCACUUGUGGAUCAAGGUGGCGUUGGCGAUUGCGGGUGGAGAGCUUUGUGUGACAGUUAUUUUUUCUUUACGCAAGGGAAACAGCUGUCCAAUGAAGAAUGCAUCCAUGAGGCCAGUCUUUUGAGGGUCAAAACUGUUCAGCAUGUUCGCAAGUUCCAUGACAGAUACGAAUCUUUUGUUAAGGGGGGAAAAGCGGCCUUCCCUGAUUUUUGUGAAAAAGCACUGGACAAGCAUACGUGGAUUUGCGGCCUACUUCUGCAGGCUGCGGCUGAAGUUUACGGCUGCUGUAUUGUUGUCUGGGAUCAAACGGAUGAAUCUCUGCGCAGAUUUACUUUUGCCCCUGAAUGGAGCAGGACCGGAAUGCCCCGGGUGGUUGUUGACAGCCCAACUCUCGUUGUGCAACGAAAGGGGAAACACUACUGUUCCGUGCGUCCCCCUGACACUGGUGACAGCAGUGACAAACGAACUAAGGUGCCCAGUCACUGGAUGCGGGAGACCGCGCGACCUGAACCUGACGGGUUGGGAGGGGCUGCUCCCCCGGGUGUCUUCAACCCCACUCCCCUCUCUCCUUCUUCUCGGUCCCUGCGCACUGCUGCCGGCUCCUCCUGCGGGUCCUCCUCGCGAUCCACCGUUGCCGCGUGCCCUGUUGGUCCUGCGUCCUCUCGCGUCGCUGCUCGCAGUGCUCCCCGGACCCCUGCCGCGGUCUCUCGCCGUCUGUCCCCCAGCGUGCGAUCCGACCCUGCGUCUCUGCACACGUUGCUUUCCCUGCGCACUGCCUCCGCGUCGUCCUGCUCUGGCGUCUCCCCGGCUCCCUCCCUCCACACUCGUGUUGGGUCCGUGUGCUCUGGUGUGCCCUCCAGCCGUGCCGCGCCUUCUUUGCCCGCCCCCUCGCUCCACACUGCGGUCGGGUCUGUUCUCAGUCCCCCUGCUGCUGCGAGUCUUGGCGUCUCUGCUGCGGUCGUCUCCGGGUCUAGUGCUGCUCAGGCCGUUGCCCCUAGACCUGAAACUGGCCCCCGAAAGCGUCUUUGGGGAAAACAGAAGGUUCACUGGUUUGAUGAUGAACAAGAUCUCAGUGGUGUUUCGAUUCAUGACCCUGCUGAUGUCACUUAUGAGGAUCCCACUGAUUUCAGGCCCACCAAAAAAGAUUCGAGACCGUCCCGCCAGCAACGCUGGUCGACGAUCCAGUGGGUUUGUCCUAUUUGCAAACAAGAAAUGGAACUGUCAGGUCAUGACAAAGCUUACAAGAAAAGGGCUUUGCAUCUCCGAAACGCUCAUAACACCAAACUUUCGAUGGUUGGUCCCUCCAUCAGCGAAAAAAUUUCCCUGGGCCACAAAACUGGGGGAAAACAUGCCGCAGCCAAAAAUGGUGCCAUGGCUUCUCAACGAGCCUUUGUUCGGGCCAAAGCUUUGGCCCAAGACCAUGACCAUGACAUGCGUCACUGCACCUCGCAUGGUUUGUUUGAUGCUUUCAAGAAAACUUGGUUUUGCACCAAAUGCCUUAACCACCAGACUAGUCGACUCAUGGCCUCCAUUCCUUGCAGUCCUGCCACUACUUGGACUGCCAGGAAAGCCCGGUGGUGGCAGGCUCUGCCCGACGGCACCAGGAACAGAAUUCGACUUGUGGCCGGCUGGACUAAGGAACAUUUUGACCGCAUUGAGCAGAUGUGUGCUCAAAUUGUGGCUGAAGCCAAGCCCCAGAAUUUUUUCUCUAACAGAAUUGCGCCUGACAGCAAGCGUAAACUCAGUGAACGCAUCAAAAAGAACAAUGCGACUUGGCGCAAGGAAAAUGGGCUCCCUGACGACUCUUCCGGCACGGGAGGUCUGUGUAAUGGUAAGGUUGCACCUAUGCGCCUUGCUAAGCGCACUGGGGUCAAACGCAGACGAUACAAACAAGCCACUGAAUGGCUCAGGGAUUUAACCAAGGACGGAGACGUUGAGAGCAACCCGGGACCUACCCGCCGUCGGCGAGUGCAGACUUCUUUUCCUCAUUUAAAAGUUUGGCCGUGCAAUUUGAAUGGGUUCGGCCCCCGCGGCUGGGAAUUCGUUGCGCAAGCGGAAAAAGACCAAGUUGAUAUCCUUCUCAUUCAGGAAAUGCGGCUCAAGGAAGUCGACCUCAAAGGCAUGACCCAUUCGUUGACCGGCUGGUCGCUGUUUUAUUGCACUGAGGCUCAGGAACGCACUGUCCCCCAUGGCGGGGUGGCCGUGCUUACCAAGGUCACACUGCCCGCUGUGCGGGCUGCUGCUCACAGUGAUGUGGCCGGCCAGUGGAUCCGGGUCACUCUUCCUGGGCUUCAGAUUUACAGUGUUUAUCAGCGGCCGGGCAUUAGUUCGGACGAAAGGGAUUCUUUUCAUCAAAGCAUUUCUCAAGAUUUCAUGGGAUUAGGCCCUUCUCCCUGUCUUGUGGCUGGCGAUUGGAACCAUGACCCUGUUACUUCUCCUCUUCGCCUCUUCCUUCACGAUGCCUGUGUGUGUUUUCCCUCAUUUGCUCCUGAUCCUGAAGAUCCUGACGCAGUCAUGCCUGCGCCCACUCGGUGGGAUGGUCAGGCUUGCAUUGACUGGGGGAUCUGCAGAAAGGUCACUUGCGAUGUUGAAAUGUUGCUGGAUCGAUGGGCCGACCAUCGAGUUCUGGCCUGGACCCUUUAUGAUGUCGGAAUCUCAGCUGUUAAGCAACUCAGGUUGACUCCUCGUCCGAACCUUUGCAAACCUGAUGUCCUGUCUGAAGCAACGUGGCAAGCUCAGCUCACUGAAAGUUUCUUGGCUCGACAGUAUCAACUUUCUGAAGCUCCGAGCUGGGAGCAGCUUUGCUGCUUCACUGAAACUGUGGUUCAAGAGGCGCUUCUCGCUCAAGGGGUUGCGCGACGUCAGCCUACAAACUCCCACAAAGGACACCCUGCCAAAACCGAGCAAGUUGUCAAACAUCACAGAACCCUUACUACUGGUGAGAGCACCAUCAAACUGACCAGACUCCGGCGGUUUUGGCGUCGGGCUCAAGCUUGGCACACCCAAGGUUUCCGUGACAAUCGCCUUCGCGAUGCCUUGCUUCGCGAAGCCGCCCAUUUUCGUUGUCCAUUUCAUCCUCUUAGCAUCGCUUGCUCUUCGGAUUUUCUGCAAUGGCUGGCUGAUGAGAUCGAAGCUGACACCCAGAACUGCGUGAAACAGCGCCUGCAAGCCUGGCGCCGUAAGAUGCAGCAAGAUGCGGCCCCUUGGAAAUGGCUCUCGCGAUACAAGAUUUCCAACAAAGUGUCUUUCCUGGCCGACUCUGCUGGCUGUCCCCUUGCCGGACAAACCAUGUUCGACGAAAUCGAAAAUACCUGGCGGCAAUACUGGCCUCAAAACCCUAGGCAGGAGGAGCUGGACAACAUGGCCCGGCUGCACGACACCGCACCUUGGCCUAACGGCCCUGCUGCUCCCGAUUUGCCUCCCCUGCGAGGAAUCCAAUUCCGGGCCAAAGCUCGGGACGCCGUCAAAAAGGCUUCUGGCCCUGAUGGAUGGCGUGGCGAUGAAAUCAUGCACCUCCCCGAGGGCCUCCUUCAGCUUUUCGCCAACUUCUUCAACCAACUUGAAAGCGGUUCCCAGUCUUGGCCUACGGCUUUACUGCAAUGGCGGCAGGUUUGCAUUCCAAAGCCUUCUGGUACCGGGUUGCGACCCCUGAGCAUUGGUUCUGUGUGGUAUCGUAUGUGGAGCAGCAUUCGUAUCAAGCAGAUGUCCCAGUGGAUUGUCGAUCGUGUUGGUCCUCAUUUCCAUGGUGGUGUCAAACAGCGCGGCACCGUCAGUGCCCUCCUCAAACCUCUUUGUCUCUUGCAGAAGACCCAGAAUGAUGAUUCUCAGCCAGGCCGGCACCGCCGCCUUGCUGCCCGCCGGCGCCUGCUGCGAUGGAUUGGUGCUGCUGAUUUGUCCAAGGCCUUUGACCGGCUUCAUGUGGCUCUCGCUGGUCCUGCGCUGAAGCGCAUGGGGCUCCCCGCUGCUUUGGUGGAUGCUUGGACCGCUGCUUGGAUUCAUCAGAUGCGAUUCCUUCAAUUCGGUUCCCAGACCAGCAAAGGUGCUGUCAGAAACAUCAGCUGCCUCCCUCAAGGGGAUCCUUGUUCCCCUCUUGCCCUCUUGGGGGUCCUGGCUGAAGCUCUGUGGCGGCUGCAGAAGAAGCAUCCGGAGCGUACUCAUGGGCCUACUGUGUGGCGCAUCUACAUUGAUGACCGCUCUUGGUUUUGCGCUCGCAUGAAAACCUGCCUUAGCAUUGGCAAGGGUUGGAUUGAGGAGAUGAAGCUCCUCCACAUGGAUGAAAAUGCCUCCAAGGCUGACUAUGCUGUCGUGGGCCCUGCUGCCCUGGGCAAGAAGAUGUGCGAAGAGCUGCGGCGGCAGGGCAUGCCGGGCGAAGUUCGCACCCGUCCCAAACUGCUCGGCACCAGGAUCGAAACCAAGAGAACUUUCUCCAAAGCUCAAGAAGAAGAAGUGGUGCGAUUGCAGCGCGCGACCGCCAUCGCCAACAACAUUGCUUCCAUUCCCGGCAGUGUUCACUUGAAGACUACCUGGCUGCAGGGUGCUGCUGUUUCUCUGGCUAGCGUGGCCGUGGUUUCUCGCCUCCCUGCUCUUCGAGACCUGACCUCUGCUCAUCGGGCUAUCUCUCGCGCUUUGGCUUCUUCUGGCCACAGCAUGAUGGGUCCUUUGUUCACCCUUUUCCAUGGUCACAAAGUCAACUUGCGCUACCAAGUUGGCAACUACAUGGCUGAGGUGGUCCUGAAGUCUCACACGGAUCCUGAUGUUCGCAAAGCCUGGAACGCUGCCCUUACUCGCAGCAACGGUCCUGUGCAACUCUUGCGCAGAUGGAUGAAACGUCAGAAAUGGCAUGAACUUGGCCCCUGGAAGUGGUGGCACCCUGAGGCUCAAUGGGGGCUCUGCCGCCCUUCUGCUGCUCGCAGCUUCCCGGCCACUUGUGUUGGCCGCACGCUGCUCUUUGAUGACAACCACGAGGAGCUUCGACAUGUUCUCAGAGAUGCUUGGCGUGCUACACUCUGGGAACGAUGGAAGAAGUCUGCUCCCUACAAAUCCAGAUCUUAUCACUCUAUGCUUUGGCGUGAUGUUGCCGAUCGUUUCAAUUUGGCGCGAACCAUGCUUGCUCAUUUGCCUGCUCAUCUUCUUGCUCAUGCUUGGGCGGUCGUCUGCGGACAUGUGGUGAGUCAAGCUCAAUACCACGGCGACCCCACUCGUGAUCGAUCUGACCGUGACCGUAUUUGCUGGUUCUGUCAAAAAGAAACCAUUCCGACAUUUCUCCAUGCCAUGUGGGAGUGUGAUGCACCGCAGUUUGCGGAAAGACCUGUGUUGCCGACUUGCAGUUUGCAACUCCACUUAGGUUGGCCUGAUCCAACUAAGGAUAUCUUGACCAAGACGAUCGAGGCGAGCACCGUGGACUCCAGCCACCUUCGCAUCAUGCGAUUCAUGCGUUUGGCUCGUGCUUUGCGUGGCGUUCGUGUCAUGAGACUCGUGCGCUUUAUCGGCGCCCUGCGAUCAAUUGUUUUUGCUAUCCUCAGUACGCUUUGGUCAUUAGUUUGGACUCUUGUGCUUUUGGUGCUGCUGUUCUACUGCUUUGCCGUAAUUCUGGCUCAAUUAGUAUCAGACCACUGUCGCUUCAGCGUGGCGCCUUGUGAUCUCAUUCUAAAACGACAUUGGGCCAGCGUGCCAGAAAGUAUGCUGACUCUGUUCCUGUCCAUUUCUGGCGGUCUCAGCUGGACUGAAGCUUUGGAGCCCUUGCGUACAGUCUCCAGCGUGGCAUUUUCUUGCUUUAUCAUUUAUAUAUUUAUCACGAUCUUCGCUAUUCUGAACGUGGUGACGGGGGUGUUUUGUAACAACGCAAUCGAAAGUUCCAAGGCUGACAAGGACAUUGCCAUCAUGAAGCAAAUAGAAUGGCACAAGGGACAACUGCGUGCUCUCAAAGGUGUUUUCAACGAAAUCGACAAUGAUCAGUCCAACAAGGUCAGCAUCAGUGAACUGGAGGUGGCACUAUCGCAAGAAAAGCUUUCCAGCUUCAUGGAGUCCAUGGCUAUCUCAACGCAAGAUAUCUGGACCCUCUUCCUGAUCUUGGAUGCUGACGGCAGUGGUGAAAUAUCCUUCGAAGAAUUUGUCUCGGGGUGUAUGCAGCUACAAGGACCCGCUCAAAGUGUUCAGCUUGCACGAAUGCGCUAUGAGAACAAGGUCAUGCGCCAGGAACUUCGUCAUGUAGGCCAUGGACUUCAAAAAUUGGAGUCUAUAGUGGCAUUGCACUAUGGAACUUAGUCAUCUCAGUCGGUCCCUGACUCUCUGGAUUUGUUCUCACAAGAGGUCAUGCCAAGUUCAGAAAUGAAUGGUGUAGCUGAAGAUGUGAAGGCUUUGCUUUGACUUCUCUGCAUACACUUCGCGUCGAAGAAAA